Molecule: messenger RNA, 1545 nt
Organism: Entamoeba invadens IP1
Lineage: Eukaryota; Evosea; Mastigamoebida; Endamoebidae
Exons: 3
Coding region: 1-1545 (514 amino acids)
Source: RefSeq, a predicted model, not a curated record
AUGACAUUGGCGGUUUUCAUAUUAACCCUUCAGUUUUUAGUUGAUGUUAAGGGAGAGGAUUGCUCUCCUCCAUUUGAAGUGGUCUGUAACGCAACUUACUAUCAAAAUGCGUUUGAAUAUAACAACUUGUGUUUAACUCCAGCACAAUACGUGACUUUCAACAUUUCAAACGACUUUUUUCUUGCUUUGUUUGUCGAUUAUCUGAAUACAAUUCAAAUUUCAAUGAUAAACCCAAUUGUGUUAUCCAUUGACACAAAUGCCACUUUUGACUUUGAGUUACUCAGUGGAGUGUAUGGGAGUCAAGUUAUUUUUGUAUCGGACUUAACAACCAACACAAACUCAGAAGUGUCUUUCUACACAAUCGGAGGAACGUCGCUAUCAAUAAUAACAUCGUCAUUUAUAGCAAAAACAAAUAUAACAUUGACAACACAACUCUCUUGUAAUAAAGGGACAUUCGCUGGGUCCUCUUCUAUAUUUGAUAUAAAAAGUGUGGUGUUUAGCGAACUUUCGUUACUGUCGUUAAACUCAUCAGAACUGACCGGAAGUGACUUAUUGUUGUGGGCAAGUUCCGCCCAAUUUACAAGUAGUCGUAUUGUUUUUUCGAGUGUGCUUCUUGUUGCGUCCAAUAUGAUUUUCUUCCAAAAUUCAAACAUACACGCCGAUGCAUUGAGUUUGGACAGAGACUCUUUUAUGGAAAUAAACGGGGAGUCACGCGUUUAUAUAGAAAGUGUAAAUAUAACAGGAGAGUUGAGAGAUUACUCUACUUACCCAAUUGUGUUGGGACAAACGUGCGGAGAGUGCUCAACGGAAAUCGAUCAAGUUGUUAUUAAAUGUGGAGAACAAACUGUUAAAUAUGGAAAACCUGUAUUUGUACAAUACACGGGAAAUGUGCAUAUUGGAAGUAUACUGUUUGUUAACAUUAUUAACUGUGUUGAUUUGUUCUCGUUUCCCACAAACAUCACUACCGGUUUUUUGAAUGAAAACAUUCAAAUAAUAAACGAAGGGAAGACCGUUAGAUAUUGUAAAAAUACGUUUGAUAAAAAUGUCAUAUGCACUUUGAAUGGUACAAAAUAUUAUACAGACAUUGGUGAACAAAACAACGAAAGUUAUUCAUUUAAAUAUCCACAUUGUCCUUGUUUUGGGGAUGAUUGUAUUAUAGAAGUUCCUCUUGAUUUUAACUCAACGUUUGUGGAAAUAGGCGAUCAUCAGAUAAACGCUGUGAUUCGUGGAAAUGGAAAUCUGGAUUUUAGCGUACCUUCACAAUUUGAACAGAAAGUAACCGGAGAAAUCAAGUCACUUAAAAUACAAUGUAGUAUUACAUUUAAAUUUGUAUAUGACACGGAAUCGAUUUUGUUGUAUGAAACAAACAACCAAUUCACUCAAACUAUAAUGAUAAUAAAAAAUGGUGUCAAGUUUACAGUUAAAUGUAUAUGCAAUAAUUCACUUCCAACAUGUUCAUUUAAAGCUAAUGAUCAAUUGGAGAUUUAUCACAAAGACGGGUUUUUUAAUAUUGGCACAAACAAAUUUUCUGUUACAAUGAUUUAA